AUGGGGAGCAGUAGCGACAGAAUCGAGGCUGAAGGACGCUGGGAUCUGCGGCCGGUGAAGGGCAGCGCCGCCCUCUCCUCGGGCUCCCCCGCCUCCACCGCCGAGAAGCUCCAGAACGCCAUCCGCCUCCUUGAGUCCCAGCUCCGCUCCGAGGUCCUCUCCCACCACUCCGACCUCCUCUCCCAGCUCUCCUCCCUCCAGCACGCCGACCACGCCCUCUCCACCGUCCGAUCCUCCGUCCACACCCGAUCUGAGCUCUCCGACCCCCUCCGCUCCAUCACCGCCCUCACUCUCCAGCUCUCCAACCUCCACGCCACCUCCGAGCUCCUCCACCACACCCUCCGCGCCCUCCGCCUCUCCAAGAAGCUCCGCGACCUCGCCGCCGACCCCGAGAAGAUCGAUCUCGCCAAGGCCGCCCAGCUGCAUUGGGCGGCAGAGAAAAUGGCUGCUGUGAGAGUGAGACCACAAGGCUCGUGUUCGAUGGUCUUAUCGGAGCCAUUACACUGCUGCUACAAGUUCAGAGGUGGUGCUACAACGACGCCUUGCUCAGUUUCUUUUGCUUCAAAGUUUCAAUCUUUAUGUUGCAAAUCACAGUUGCUGGGGAAAUUGAAUUCCAGAGGUGGGUUUUCCCGGAUUGAUGUUGUUUCGGGCAGUGAGCUGAUCAAGAGGUACGUUGAGAAUGGGAAUUGCGAGGAUGCGAUAGUGGUUUAUGUUAAAAUGCUUCAACUUGGUUUGCCUGUAGCUAAGGAAUUUCAGUUCUUUCCGAUUUUGAUUAAGGCCUUUGGGGGGUUCUGUGAUGUGGGCAAGGCUAGGGAGAUUCAUGGGCAUGUGUUGAAAUUGGGGGUUUUGGGCGAUGUUUACGAUGCCAAUUCGAUUUUGGGGGUUUAUUGGAAAUGUGGGGAGGUUGAGGAUGCGGUUCAGAUGUUUGAGAAAAUGCCCGAGAGGGAUUUGGUGUCUUGGAAUACAAUGAUAUCUGGGUUUUGCCAUUCAGGGGAUUAUGUGAGCUCGUUGGGGAUGUUUAGUCGGAUGGUUCGGGGGGAUCAUUGGGUGUUGCCUAAUCGGGUGGCUUGCCUUUCGGCUCUCACUUCGUGCUCUUCCAUUCAGUCUUUGCCGGUUCGGUAA
Messenger RNA from Rosa rugosa (rugosa rose), 1122 nucleotides. RefSeq names its product pentatricopeptide repeat-containing protein At3g16610-like. The transcript is spliced from 3 exons. NCBI's taxonomy places the organism in Eukaryota, Viridiplantae, Streptophyta, Magnoliopsida, Rosales, Rosaceae. The record is from RefSeq and is a predicted model, not a curated record. The coding region runs from base 1 to 1122 and encodes 373 amino acids. Gene Ontology annotation, biological process: RNA modification. Gene Ontology annotation, molecular function: protein binding; RNA binding.